Aureobasidium namibiae CBS 147.97 is the source of this 882-nucleotide messenger RNA. RefSeq names its product tRNAHis guanylyltransferase. NCBI's taxonomy places the organism in Eukaryota, Fungi, Ascomycota, Dothideomycetes, Dothideales, Saccotheciaceae. The transcript is spliced from 6 exons. Bases 1 to 882 code for a protein of 293 amino acids. Gene Ontology annotation, biological process: tRNA modification. Gene Ontology annotation, molecular function: tRNA guanylyltransferase activity; magnesium ion binding. The record is from RefSeq and is a predicted model, not a curated record.
AUGGCCAACAGCGAAUUCGAGUAUGUGCGAAAGUUCGAAGACUGGGAUGCGCUUGCGCCAAGUAACUGGAUCGUCGUGCGAAUUGAUGGAAGAGGAUUCAGCAAAUUUUCGAAACGCCAGAAUUUUUCUAAGCCUAACGAUCGUCGAGCCAUAGACCUAAUGAACGCGGCGGCCGUUGAAGUUGUAAAACAGUUCACAGAUAUCGUCGUCGCCUAUGGUCAGUCGGACGAAUACAGUUUUGUGCUCCAUGAAGACUGCCAACUGUUCGAACGACGAGCAGCGAAACUUGCGACAAGCAUCUCAACAGCGUUUUCUGUCGAGUACUGUAUGCAAUGGGAUAAGUAUUUUCCCGGACAGAUUCUAGAGAGGCCGUUUCCUACCUUCGAUGGGAGGUGUGUUUUGUAUCCCAAGAAGAAGAUCUUGAGAGAUUAUCUGAGUUGGAGGCAAGCUGAUUGUCAUGUCAAUAAUCUCUACAACACUACGUUCUGGAACAUGGUCAAGGGCAAUCCAGUUACAGAUACACCGGCGAUGACUCCUACAGAAGCUGAGCUAGCGCUCAAGGGUACAUUUUCAAAGGACAAGCACGAGAUCCUUUUCCAGAAGUUCAAGCUCAACUACGACAAAGAAGACGAGAUUUGGAAAAAAGGCAGUGUUGUAUACAGAAAAUUUGAGGAUAAGCAAUCAGUCAAGGAGCCGACAUCGGAAAACCAACCUCCCCAAUCAAGGAAUGAACGAGGAACGGAACAAGGAAAGAAGAAGCCCCUGUCGAGAACGCAAAUGGAAAAGGAAAGAAAGAGGAAACAAAAAGCUAGGGUUGUGGUGGAACACAUCGAUAUCAUCAAGGAUAACUUCUGGCAAGAGAAUCCUUGGAUUCUGGAGUAG